This is a messenger RNA of Morus notabilis, 573 nucleotides long. RefSeq names its product prostatic spermine-binding protein-like. Bases 1 to 573 code for a protein of 190 amino acids. The transcript is spliced from 2 exons. The record is from RefSeq and is a predicted model, not a curated record. Lineage: Eukaryota; Viridiplantae; Streptophyta; Magnoliopsida; Rosales; Moraceae.
AUGGUAAGAAUUGAGGAGAUAGAUGACAAUGAGGGACCUCAUGAAAGACCUCAAGUGGUUAGGGAAAAUUUGUUGUGUUUAAUGAGUUCUGAAUAUGAUGGUGGUGAUAAUGAUGAUAGAGAUGAUGAGGAUGAUGUGGAUCAUGGGGCUGAGUUGGAUAAUAGAGAUGUGAUGGGGAUGAUGUGGAUCAUGGGAUGUGAUGGGGAUGAUGUGGAUCAUGGGGCUGAGUUGGAUGAUAGAGAUGAUGGGGAUGAUGAAGAUGAUGUGGAUCAUGGGGCUGAGUUGGAUGAUCGAGAUGAUGGGGAUGAUGAGGAUGAUGGGGAUGAUGAGGAUGAUGUGGAUCAUGGGGCUGAGUUGGAUGAUAGAGAUGAUGGGGGUGAUGAGGAUGAUGUGAAUGACGAGGACGAUGGGGAAUCAUCAUCACCAACAGAUGAUGAUGAUGAUCCGGCAUGGCAGCAAGAUAUAGAGAAUGAAUCUGCCUCCACAGAAAUUUACCAAUCCUAUGUUGACAAAGAAAAUGAGGAAGAUGAUGAGGAUCAAUACCAUUGGGAUAGUAGUCACAGAAGUGGUUAA